AUGGGUAUGCCAGUAGAGCACAUAUUGCGCAAUGCCAGGCAGAGGCCACUCAACAACGACGAAGUAUCUCACGUUAUCGCACCUAUCUCUGAAUUCCUAUUUGAAAAGGGCAAGGAGAAUGGCGAGAAGAAACCUGAUUGGUUUAGCGAUAAAUACAACGGGAAUGGUAUUCUUACAGAAGCCACGGCAUUUGCUACGCGUCUAUUCGCUUAUUUACCACCCAAAGAGGAGCUACUGAUUUACCAGGAUCAUCUCUUUCAACAGCUUUUUAGUAAUCCUCACAGGGUACUGGAUUGGCAGCUCUGCAAGCUACAGGCUCGAUACAUCUACUUCCGCAAUAUCAGCGACAAGAAGCUGAAUAGCUUCUUUUCAAACAUCUACCGAUGGGAAGCUCAAGCUUAUCAACCACUUCUCUCCGAAACAGCUUCUCCACUCAUCAGCUUAGACAACAUUAACCAAUCACUAUACCACAUGUGCAUCUUGCAUCCUGAAUUUUUCUUCAUGGGAGAAGUCAUCAGCGUUAUGCUCCCGAAACUUCAAGGCGAUGUCGGUUUCAUGGACCACCUCCCACCCCCACCGACGAUCCUCGCAUUGACAGCAUCUGACAAUGAAGACGUCAGCCAAUGGGCGAACGAUAUGAUCGAUAGACAUACUUGGAAACCAAUCACCAAGGAAAAUGCCAAGGUGUACUUGAUCAUUUUUCGCAACAUCCUCAAGCUUAUUGUCGAUAGAGAGAAUGGGAAUCUCGACGCUGAUGGAGAGUGGCCUAUACAGGAUGACCCGGAAGUACUAUGGACCGUCCUCGCCAAGACACUAGCCGCUAUGGAUUCAAGUGCCAUUGAGGAAGUCAGCAGAUUUUGUCCUGGGUUAUUGAAAGACGUACAGAGGCACCUAUGUGAUGUUAGGGGUAGGACAUUUACACCACUUUUGAGGUGUUUUGUCGCUCUCAUAUCUGUCAAACAAACAUACUGGUCUGUGGACUCGUAUAAUGAACAGCAGAGGCAGAAAAAUGACGACGAGCAUUCAGUUUUACUUCUGCGACUGAUGAAUUCAGUUUUGGAUAAUCCACUUUACAGGCCUCUGGUGACACAGCCUGUCACCUUCCGCCACGAUGACGAUAUGAGUUGGCCUCUCAAUUGGUGGUCGAAUCUCGUUAUGAAUGUCGAAGAUGUCCAUGAGUUACAUGAUUCAGCCCUAAGGAGUAUUGCUAGGAGAGGUUUCGAGUCCACUGGUAACGGCGGCGAGAACACCAAAUACAAGUACUACGAAAAUAUCAUUGGCGUUUUAGAGAAAUGCCUAAACAAAUAUGAAGGAAAUGAGCGAAAAAUGCAACUGGUUUUUGAAAUUCUAAGCAUAUACAAGAAUAGCUUGCUCGAGACGGCCUUUUUGUUACAAGAAGGCAACCCAGCACGUGGCAAAUCACAAGAAGCCACAAGAGGUUUGUUGCGACUGUGUCUAAGAAAAGAUUGUGUUCGCCUAAAGCGCGGUUUAAAUGACUUCAUGGCAAAAUUUACUCCAUGGAAAGAUUACGAGAGGCAGCGUCAGCGGAAAAAAGUACCCAAAGAACCAAAAGUAGAACUUGACACAAAGAAAACUAUCAUUGCGACAGAAAUUUGGGCUGCAGUAUACACAGUUAUUGGCCUUACGAACAAUAUCGAUGAUCAGUUUGCAUGGAAUUUAAUCCUAACAAAUUUGUCGUCGAUUAGCCACCUUUCGCAGCUGGAAAAUAGUCAAUACGACGAAACAGUUGUUCCCGCUCGGAUGAAGAACACUCUAUUAACAUUUAGGUCGGCGUACAACAAUGCGAUUAAUACUAUGCAAUUCCAAUUCAGAAAAUUGGUACAGAAUUAUCUCGACGAUUCGACACAACACCUUCAGAUAUUAGAACAUACGCUUAAGGCUCCGAAUGUGCAAAUGGCAAUAAUGCGGUUAUACCUAUCACCCAACGGAGAGAUCCACGAGCCUAUAAUCAGUCUACUCAAGAUGAUUUCAGAUCAAGAUGAAAAAUCUGAGGCUAUACAAUGGAUGCUAUUCAAACACCCCAAGACUUUCUUAGGCGGUGUAGCUGCACAAUGCAAGACAUUCUUGUCGGUCGCAGAUUUGCAUCUCGAGGCCUUGAACUUUGCCAAUUGUAUAUCAAAUCAGAAUGAAGAAAUACUGCCGAUGAUCGCUUCUUCUUCAACCGGCUUCCUCAAUCGAUAUGGUGGAGAACCAGCAAUCAAGCAAGCUUUGCUUGAGUAUUGGGUGGAGCUUUGUAGAUUUACAUCGUGUGUACUCAAAUCGGCUCCCAAGUGGCACAGAUAUUGUGGCAAGGAGGAAAUGAUUUCAUGGAUGCGUGAAUCUAUCACACUUGCUGGUGUUCUUCUUGAUUCUGAAAAAGAGUUGCAGAGGUAUAUUACUUCAGUUUCUUCAAAAAUGCUCGAACCCUUAAAUGAGGUACUGGUUCAGUCUGUGGGCUGGCUCAGAGCAACAGAUAUGACAGUCGUAGAGUUUACCUUCAGAUUUAUCGACUCUACUCUUUCAGCAUUUAAACAGUCGGAAUGUUUACCUGCACCGAAAGCUUUGGAGAUGCUGAAUGACUACUAUCGUCAGGCAAACAAACCUGGAGGCUCUGUGAUGAAGCUAUCACAUCUUUCGCUCAGUAAACUCAAGUACCACCUUUCUACAUUCAACGAUGAGAGUGAUGAGGAGGAUGUGCAGAUCAUCGAUAAGAAGCCAUCGCUUGGUAAAUUGCAGAAAGCACUGGGUGUUGACAAGAAGCCUAGUCCGGCUGAUUUUUUGAAGGAAAAGCAGCACGAAAGGGAGCGUCAAGAGAAAGCUAAACAGGCGGAGCAGGUAAAGAAUCCAUUUAUGAGGAAAAUUGCUGGUAAGCCACUUCUCACCGGACUCACCACAAAGAAAGGCGAAGCGCGUAAACCUUUUGUUGCUCCACAGAGGCUAACAUACGGCGGUAAUAAAAAGGAAGAGUCAGAAUCAUCCGAUGAUGGCGGUGACCCUGGUGGCUUGAAGGAUAUGGAUUUGAAUCCUGAGCAGGCCAAGCAGAAGAUGCAAGCUGUGAAAGAGAGAAGAGGCGGUACCAAGGUUAUCGAUCCUCUAGUCGGAACGUCAACCAAAAAGCAACAAUUGAAGAGUGAUGCGAAGCGUGAUGAAUCAUUCCAACGCCGUCAGAGACUCGAUCCUGAUAUCAGCGACUUACAGAAACUCCUGCUCAAUGUUGACUACAACGAUCCUAACAUGAAGAUCGGUUCGCUUGAUCCUACACAACGGAUCCCUAUCGACUUCAGAAACUACACUCACUAUUGGGACAUAAUGCGACCACUUCUAUUCGAAGAGACAUCUGAGCAGCUCAAGCAAGCCAGAUCGGCAGUACAAGUGGAGGAGACGGUGACUGUCUACGUUUCCGCUAAGACGUUUGUAAAUGAUUAUGCGGAAGUUGUGUUGAAUGUCAAAUGCAAUGCGCCAUCCCAGUACUCACUGAGCGAGAAUGAGCUGGUGACGCUGAGUAAAGAUGAUGGCAUCCAGCCUGGUGCCCAAAGAUCAGGAGCACCGACUGAGAAUCAUCCAUGUCAAAAUCUCAUCGCUAAGGUGCAAAGUUUCAAGCGCAGACAUCAAGAUCUCAUUGUGACAGUGUGGUUACCGCUGCGCAGAUCUGCUGCUUUCCAAGAUAAGCACAAGUGGAAAAUGCAGAAAUUCUAUUCGCUCAGCACGCUAUACAGAGAAUAUGGUGCGUUGAAAGGCUUACAGUAUUACGGGCCUGUGAUGAAUAAGAUUCUCAAUCCCGUAAUCAAAGAUAAGUUGCAGUUAGAUAGUGAUACAGUUAAAAAAACGAUGAAAAUGUUGGAAGUUAACGAAUCACAAGCUAAUGCUGUGCUUAGCGCCCUCUGUACACCUGCAGAUGGCUCUUUCAGUCUCAUUCAAGGUCCACCUGGUACUGGUAAAUCUAAGACCAUUCUGGCAUUAGUUGCUCAGUUUUUGAGCAUGAGACCUAAGCCUAUAGUCAGCAAAGCCAACCCAAAUGCGGCUGAUGGCUGGGUGCCUCCAAAAAUACUCCUUUGCGCACCUUCUAACGCUGCUAUUGAUGAAGUUGUCAAUAGACUAAAAGUGCCUAUUAGGGGUGUUAAUGGUGACAUGAAAGAAGUGAACGUAAUCAGAAUAGGUGCAGAUUCGUCAAUGUCAGUUUCUGCUAAAGAGCGCUCGCUAGAGGAGUUGGUAGAUCAGCGCGUCAACUUGGAUCCGACAAGUGCCAGCAUGGACAAUGGAUCGAUGGUCGGUGACUAUAGAGACCAGUUGACACAGUGUAAAAACAGCAUUAAUGAGAUCAGAAACACUAUCAACCAGAAGCAGCAGAAUGAAGGGACAGCCACUCAAGGUGAGAAAGAAGAGUUGAGGAAGUUGAGCGACAAGAGGAAUGAGAUAUCUACCAAGCUGGAUAAGGCCAGAGAUACGCAGAAGUCAUCUGCCAAAGCUAGAGAUGCAUCGAGACGAACACAUCGCAGAGCAGUCAUGAUGGAAGCUGAUGUUGUAUGUUCGACAUUGUCAGGUGCUGGUAAAGGAGAUCUAGCUGAGUUGCCGGUUGACUUUGAGACUGUGAUUAUUGAUGAAGCAGCACAAGCUGUUGAAGUGUCAGCGCUAAUUCCAUUCAAAUAUGGAUGUAAGAGACCGAUACUAAUUGGUGAUCAGCAUCAGUUACCUCCAACUGUAAUGUCCACUGAAGCUAGCAAGAAAGGAUAUUCGAGGUCUUUGUUUGUCAGACUGAUGGAGACUAACAAAGGAUGCGUGCAUUUGUUGAACGAACAAUAUCGUAUGCAUCCAGAUAUAUCCAAACUGCCUUCAGCUGUAUUCUACCAAGGUCAGUUAAAAGAUGGGUUAAGGAUGGCCGAGAAGACUAAGGCUCCGUGGCACGAUAAUGCCUUAUUCGGAACUUACAGGUUCUUUGACUUCGCACAAGGUUCUGAAAGGCGCGUAGAUAAUUCCUACGUGAAUGAUGGCGAAGCAGAUCUUGUCAUAUCGCUUUAUGAGAGAUUAAAGAGACAGUUUGGUGAAGAGUUUUCAUUGGAUUACAGAGUCGCAAUUAUUGCAACAUACAAACAGCAAGUCUUCAAUAUCAAGAGAAAACUCAGGAACAGGUUUAACAACACAGAUAAAGAUAUCUUAGCCAAAGUUGAUGUAAAUACCGUCGAUGGUUUCCAAGGUCAAGAGAAGAGCGUUAUUAUAUUAUCCACAGUUCGAUCUUCCCAAUUUGAUAACGAUGGCGUUUUCAAGGAUCGCAGUGGAGGUCCUAUCGGUUUCUUGAAAGAUAUGAGACGUAUGAACGUUGCUUUGACUCGUGCUCAGUCGUCCUUGUUCAUAGUAGGAAAUGCUGACAGGCUGUCGUACGAUGAAACAUGGAAGAAGAUUGUUGGCGAUGCACAGGGUAGAAAUUUACUUGAGAAAGUAAAUGCCAAGUACUUCCAACAGCCAGCGAAUCAUGUGGCUGCGAAAGCCAAGCAACCUGCCAAACACCCAUCAGGAUUCGAGAAGGAUGUUCGCAACAACGCCAAAAAGAACGAUAAGGGUGAGGUUGAGCAGCAAUCAAUACCAGACAACCUUGUUCCAGCUAGCAAUUCUCCCGUAAAGCGCAAAGCGACUGCUGAGAGUGGAUCCAGCAUGGCGAAAAAGAUGAAAGCCGCUGAAAUGAAUCAAAAUGACAGCAACGUAAUAGACAUUGAUGGUGAUCAGAAUAGUGACAUACCAGGUAUUAGGUCAGAUUCAGCAGAUCAGUUGGUCAAUGCACCAGUUCUUGAAUCAGUAAACAUGGACACCGACUCCAGCAAUCGUUCCCAGUCUGUAUCAGUUGAGCCUGGCAAAGGACCUCGUACAAUGAUGCACAAUGGCACGGCGCAAGAUGAUGAGCAGAAGAAAGCUAUCCAGGCAGCACACAACAGGAAGAAACAAGCAGCCAAGAAUAACUCUAUGUUUAUCAAUAAGAAGAAACCAAAGAAAUGA
This is a messenger RNA of Wallemia ichthyophaga EXF-994, 5985 nucleotides long. RefSeq names its product Helicase sen1. The transcript is spliced from 8 exons. Gene Ontology annotation, molecular function: transcription termination site sequence-specific DNA binding; helicase activity. Bases 1 to 5985 code for a protein of 1994 amino acids. Gene Ontology annotation, cellular component: nuclear body. The record is from RefSeq and is a predicted model, not a curated record. NCBI's taxonomy places the organism in Eukaryota, Fungi, Basidiomycota, Wallemiomycetes, Wallemiales, Wallemiaceae. Gene Ontology annotation, biological process: termination of RNA polymerase II transcription.